CUCCCUCCUCCCUCCUCCUGCGGGGAAGGGGGCAGCCAGCUUGCCCGGCCAGCUGCACGCCUUGCACGGGAAGGAGAAGGGAGAAGGAGCAGAGCAGAAGGGGACAGCCGGCCCAAGCCCUGCUGCUGCCGGCUCCCGGCUCGACCGAUCCCGCCCUGGGAACCGGCCUGGCGCUGGGAACCGACCCCGGCCCCGAGGGGGAACUCUGCGAUGCGGUGGGGGCGUACGAGUCCCCAGCCCGGCUCCCCUCCCGGGAUGAAGCGUCUCCAGCUGGAAUCUCUUCUCCUUCCCCCAGUGGAAUCGUGGUUUCUAGAGGUCUCGGGAUCGCCACGGCUGCAGAGUAAUCCGAGCAGCAGCUGGAGGCUCCGCACCGCCUCCCGUGCCCGGCUUCGGGGCUUUGAUUUCACACAGGGCUCCCUGUCUCCCCUCCUCUCCCUCCUCCUCCUCCUCUCCGGGCCCUCCCCUCAACUCUCGGGAGCGAAGAGAAGCUUUUUGGUGGGUUUCUGGUGCUGGGAGGCUCGCGGAGUUUUGCAGCUUACUCCAGGGAAAAGUAUCCUGUGCUUCCCCAGGCAGCCACACAGUGAGCAGCAGUGAGUGUCACCCCGGGGCAAGACCGAGCUGGGAAUAAAAGGAGAACAAUGCAUUUCCUAGCCUGGUUCAGUUUGCUGCUUCUCCUUCCGUGCUUUGGUACCACAAAAACCUGCUUCCCUGGCUGCCACUGUGAAGUGGAAACCUUUGGUCUCUUUGACAGCUUUAGCCUGACCAAAGUGGACUGCAGUGGAAUAGGCUCACACAUUGUUCCUGUACCAAUCCCUCUGGACACCUCCUACUUGGAUCUAUCAUCAAACAAUCUGGAAACAAUAAAUGAAUCGAUGCUUACUGGCCCUGGAUACACCACCCUGGUGAGUCUCGACCUGAGCUACAACAAAAUUGCCAAGAUUUCCUCCACCACAUUCUCCAGGCUUCGGUACCUGGAGUCCUUGGAUCUGAGUCAUAACUCUCUGGAAGUCCUUCCGGAGGACUGUUUCUCCAGUUCUCCUCUAAGUGACAUAGAUCUAAGCAAUAACAACCUUUUGGAUAUAGCUAUGGACAUUUUUGCUUCAAAAGGUCAAGGCAAAUCCCUGAAUGUGGAUCUGUCCAAUAAUAUGCUCAGCACAAUUACAAGACACCAUGAAAAGAGCAUUCCCAACAUCCAGAAUUUAAAUCUCUCUGGAAACAGGCUAACAUUUAUACCAAACCUUCAAGGCAUUCCUCUCCGAUAUUUAAAUCUUGAUGGAAACCCUCUGGUUAAGCUUGAGAAAGGAGACUUCACAGGGCUGAAAGACUUGAUCCAUUUAUCCCUCAGUGGCCUGCAUGGCUUUAGGGAGUUAUCUCCUCAGAGCUUCAAGGAACUCCAAGCCCUCCAGGUUCUGGAUUUAUCCAACAAUCCCAACUUGAAGUCACUGUCUGCUGAAGUUAUCUUUGGUCUGAACUCCCUACAAGAGCUCAACCUCUCUGGGACAGGUAUAUCAUCCUUGCCAAAGACUUUGCUGAAAUACCUGCCUUCCAUCAAAAGCAUCACCUUAGGGAAGGACAUACAGUGUCUUAAGACCAUCAAAGAAGGACAGUACCACCGACAAAUUGGGCUGACCAAAAAAGAAAUCCUCAGUUGCCAUGACAGCCAUGGAUCCGUAGCAGCAGCACCUUAUGUUUUGUGAUGAAAGCUGGGGAGAAGAAGGGGUGGGGCAGGGAGGGUGGGGGGCCGUGGGACUUGUACAGGUGUCGGACUGAGAUGGCUUGCAGUGUGCCUUUUGUAAAACUGUCAAUAAUUUAUAUAUUUGUAUUUGCCAAUAGUUGAUUGUUUGUGGAUUUUAUAAACUCUCAGAUCUCAGUCCGCGAUACCUGCAGGCUCCGGAUUUUACCCGGCGCGUUGAGGUCCUCACUCGUGCCGUUGGCUCAGGAGCGGUGAUGCUGGAUGAUGCGGGGACAAGUUGCUCUGCAGGUCCCAGGGCAGAACACUCAGUCUGGAGCAAACCCUUCAUGCCUCAGACACGUUUGUAGGAGCAAAGCUACACCUCUGCAGAGCACACACCAAAACGUACCAGCUCUGUAGCUGCUGGCUUACAAACCCAUGCAUCAUCCUUCUUUUAAUUAUUACUCCCCAAAAUGUGCCUUCUGGAUGUUGCCUCCAUUAGCAGCACCCUGUUUUCUGUCAUGCACUUUCAGUCUUGAAGAAAUAUUUCCAGACAAACCUGAAUACAGGGUGUACCUAAUGUGCUGGAUUUUACAUGUUAUUUGCAUAGGUGUGCAACGAACAUUGAGUAAGUCGAGACUUUUUCCCACCAAUCUCUCCUUGUUUUCCCACCUUGAUCCUUUUCAUGUCUAAUUAACUUAGGUACAGCUUUGGCAACCUCUUGUCUUUUUAACCUCAAUGAGCCAUUGGUCAGAGAUGACGUGCAGCAGAGGAAGGGAAGCAGAGGGGUCUGCUAACAGCCACAUCUCACCCAGGAACCAGCCUUUGAUGAUGGAGGUUGCAAAGGGAAGACAUCAUGUAGCUUAGCUAAAUUAAAAAAAAAUAAAAAUUGAAAAGAAUCCCUCUUCCCUUCCUGGGGAAGCUUGGAAGGAAACUUUGACAGGGAUUCUUUCUUGAUGACCUUAUCAAACCAAGAUGCAGUCCCAGAGGAUAUGAGAGUAAGUUGUUUCCAGGCUGACAUUCCCCAUCUGAACACAACAUCUGCAGCUCAUCUGGGCAUAUGUGAGGCAACUUGCAGUGCCAAAACACUUCUGAGAACGUGCCAGAGGAAGAAUUAACACUGGUGCCUGUGGCCCUGGAGCACUUUGCUUAUCGGAGAAAAGAUCUUUGGGUUUUUUUCUAGAGUUGUGGCUUUUCUUUCUCUCACACAGCUCCUUGGUUGCCUUGUGAAUCUGAUAAACUGAAAUCUGAUAAAAA
Molecule: messenger RNA, 2929 nt
Organism: Pyrgilauda ruficollis (rufous-necked snowfinch)
Lineage: Eukaryota; Metazoa; Chordata; Aves; Passeriformes; Passeridae
Gene: TSKU
Product: tsukushi, small leucine rich proteoglycan
Exons: 4
Coding region: 639-1697 (352 amino acids)
Cellular component (GO): extracellular matrix
Molecular function (GO): protein binding
Source: RefSeq, a predicted model, not a curated record